AUGCAAAAACGUCAUUCAGGUUCCUCCCACACAACAACCGAUUUGACAUCGUUCCCCUCGCUUUCACCGCCAGACAAAUCCUCCACCAUCGCCUGCGGCCUGGCAAAUGCAUUGUUUUCCGAAGAUGGAACGGAAUCAAAUGGAGGCGGGACUGGCCGAGGGCGGAAGGCUACGCUAGCAAAUUUGACGACUGGGCCGUCGCACAAAUCAGGCCGAGCUGCCCUCUUCGCCGAUUCCGUCCCGACACACGAUAUCCCAGGCGCCCUGCAUUUGGCCGAUGAUGCGCACAUUGAGAGGCUGGUUGCUGGGACAGGAGCGGUGAAGAUGGUGAGGCAGUUCGCUCGCGAUCUGGCUCAACGGGACGCAGAGAUCUCGGCCCUCCGCCAACGGGCCGAUGCAAGGGAGAGGGAGCUGAAGAGAAUGCUGCGAGAUGUGUCUGUGUCUAAUCAAGACAUUGAACGCCGUCUAUAUCAGCUGGAGAACCCGCAAGGGGAUCGUGCCUCGGAUGCAGAAAGCACCCAUAGCAGCGAUCAUGCUGGCCAAACCUACUCCGGCUUGAAUGGAUUGAUGUCUCAAGCUAUGGAAGACACCGUUGGCUCUCGGCCUCAAGGGGACUCAGCAGAAACCCAGGCCACGAUUCGGGCGCAGCGAUUAGACAAUGAUUCCCGAGGCAGCGGAGCCACUGAUAACCGAAGGCGUCAAAGCUCGAUUCGGGGCUGGCAGGAAUACCUUUUUGGAUCGACUAAUACAAGCCGGAAAACUAGUCGCGCUAGUAGCAUUAUGAGUGAUGUUGGUGAACUUGGAGAAGAAGAGGCCGAGCGCCUCCGAGUGCCCAGCAAUCCUGCAAUGCGCCGCAAAGCGAUUGAUGAGCAACUAUUUCAGCCCCCGGAGGGCCUGGCACGAAACGGCCCGGCGAAGCGCAUUGCUAGCACCUCUACAAAUGGCGACGAUGCAAGCAUUCAUUCUCGCAGAUCUUCACGUUCUCUUGGCUCUUGGACUGUUAAGUUAUUCGCUGGCAAUCCUCAGUCGAGCAAAGAAGCAAGCGAUGCUGAGCCUGCCCAAAAUAGAUCCCAGCAUAAACGACCGGACGGAGACAAAAGUACUUCGUCUACACUUUCUGCCAAUUCUAAGGGUUCAAUGUCGGCGGUGGCCGCACUGAAGAGGAUAAACAGCAAUGCCAGUAUACCUACUUCUGGACGGUCUGCCAGUGGAUCGAGCAUUCAGGGCAAAAUGAGCUCUCCUGCCUUGCGACGGACUGCAACUGGCAGCGUGUCUCAGGGCGCAGCGUCGGAGCCUGCGGAUAGGGGCUCCACGAAUCUGGGACCCGUUGAGAUGGACGCCAUUUUGCCCAUGGAAUCGAAGCCUCCGACGCUCACGCCUAUUUAUAACAAUUCCCAACCGGGUGAGUUUCUUACCGACCGGUUUGGUUUCAUCUAUGAUCAACAUAGAAAGAAGCGCCAGAGAGAAGCCAGCACUACCAAAAGCAGCAUUCACCGUUUGAGUAUAGCCGAAACUCUCGGUACGCUUCGAACCGAUGCAUCAGAUCAUGAGGAUGAUCCCGAAAUCACAAAACUUCGGCAGGGCGCUUCCGAUUCACGUUCUCUACCUGACUCGCCAGAUGACCCUGACGGUGGGGCUGUUGCCAUCCGUCGCUGGCAGGACUAUCUGAAAAUCCCGUCCCGUGGCACGGAGCUAUUGUCCCACACGCCUUCCGCAGGCCCGAUUAUCUCUUUGACUACUGCAGGAGAAAAUCGCUCUCAUAGCUCAUCUGUCUCUUAUGACAAAGACGGAGCGUUGGCCGUCGGCUCCAGCGUACAACCAUCGGCGUCUACGUCGGCUAUCACGGCCGACAGCCCUGAAUUCUCUGGGUUGUCAUCAGAUCAGCUUAAAGACACAGCGUCUAGAUUUACUGUUGCAGAGAUGGAGCCCGUAAAACUGUUAUUAGAACAGUUGACUGAUCUCCACGAUACACUGCAACGUGAUCGAACCGUCAGAUGGAACGAGUUCCUUCGCAAAGUGCGUGCUGAACGCCGAAAAGAGGGCGAAGCGGCAGCCGCUGCAGCAACUUCCGAUCGAUCUCUUGCUGCUGUUGACACGCCAGAAGUCUCGCUCGCCGACGGUGAAGUUGUAGGCAUCGCAGGUCUGGGCAACAAAGGCAAGGUUGGGCGAGCGAAGUGGCGAGAAUUCCGGAUGCUCGUACUCGGCGGCAUCCCAGUUGCCCUUCGCGCUAAGACUUGGUCAGAAUGCAGCGGGGCUUCGGCAAUGCGAAUUCCUGGCUACUAUGAUGACCUUGUGCAUGGCGUUGGCGGAUCGGACCCCGACACUUCUGUUGUCGCACAAAUCGACAUGGAUAUUCGCCGUACUCUCACCGAUAAUGUCUUCUUCCGCAAAGGGCCGGGUGUGAGCAAACUGAAAGAGGUUCUGCUGGCGUACUCGCGCCGUAACCCAGAAGUAGGCUACUGUCAGGGCAUGAACCUCAUCACAGGGUCUCUGCUGCUGAUCAUGCCCACUGCUGAGGACGCAUUUUGGAUUCUGACUUCGAUGAUCGAAAUUAUUUUGCCCCAGCACUACUACGACCAUGGCUUGCUCGCCUCCCGUGCCGACCAGGUAGUCUUACGCCAGUAUAUCUCAGAGCUACUUCCCAAACUCUCCGCCCAUCUAGAAGAACUGGGCAUUGAACUAGAGGCACUCACCUUCCAAUGGUUCCUCUCUGUCUUUACAGACUGCCUCUCUGCGGAGGCACUGUAUCGUGUAUGGGACGUGGUUCUAUGUCUUAAUGUGACCAGCGCAGUCAAUGUCUCCGGGCCAAAUACCUCUAGUACUAAGGAGAGCAAUGACAAGACUGCCAAUGUUGGUGAAAAUCUUGCCUCUGGUAGUGGAGGUGGGAGCACAUUCCUGUUCCAAGUUGCUCUCGCACUGCUCAAACUCAACGAGCAGCAAUUGUUGACGACCUGCUCGACGCCGGCAGCACUCUAUACAUAUAUUAACCACCAAAUGACCAACCACGCGAUCAGUAUCGAUGGCUUGAUCCAAGCUAGUGAAGCACUGCGCAAUGUGGUCCGCCGCGAAGAUGUCGUUGCACGUCGUGCUGUUGCCCUGCAAGAAAUGCGCGAACUGAGCAGCAGUCUAGGCAUCUAG
Molecule: messenger RNA, 3138 nt
Organism: Penicillium vulpinum
Lineage: Eukaryota; Fungi; Ascomycota; Eurotiomycetes; Eurotiales; Aspergillaceae
Product: TBC domain-containing protein
Exons: 1
Coding region: 1-3138 (1045 amino acids)
Source: RefSeq, a predicted model, not a curated record